CUUCUCUCCCCCACCCUUACCAAGCUUCCUCCAAACACUCCUCCCUCCCUCCCCUCCUCCCACUACCCAAAGCAGCAACUUAAAGAAAGAAGAAGCGGAGAGAGAGGAGCAUCUGCCGCCCGAUCCUUCAUCUGGGGGGAAUCUGAGCUCAGUCCCCCGACCGAGAGCGACCGUGAGCGGGGAGAGCUGUGUGAGAGGAGGGGUGAUAUCUGGACACCUCUUCUGAGCAGGUCUCAUUGAACCCUAUCAGGACCAUUCACUGACUGGCGGACUCUGUUUUAACGUUGUUUUAUGGUCUGUACCAGGAUAUAUCUAUAGAACAGACUGGACUUGUCACUUUUUAUUCUAUUUUAUCACCUUUUUUUUCGUUUAAUUUUAUGUAAAUUUUUGAAUUCUUAUUUUUUUGCUGUUGACGUACAUGCCCCUAGGAGAGCUUCUUCCAAGUGUUGCCAUCUGCAGUAGUUUGCUCCAAGACGCCGCCCGCUAUCCCGGCUUACCGGCCUGAUUGUGCCGCAGAGAUCUGACGCUAUUCGGACAUGUUGCUGGACGCUGGUCCCCAGUUCCCAGCUCUCGGUGUGGGCACCUUUGCCCGGCACCACCACCAUCACCACCACCAUGCCGCAGUGGCAGCCGCAGCUGCAGCGGCCGCAGAGAUGCAGGAGAGGGAGCUGAGUUUGGCGCAAAACAGCUUCGUGGAGCCGGCGCACAUGGGCGCCUUCAAGCUGAAUCCCGGAGGGGGCUCUGGGGGAGGCGGAGGGGGAGGCAGCGGGGGAGCCGGGGCACCCGUAGGCUCCGGGGCCAAUGGACCCCACGAUUUGUCCCCCCCGGGGCAGGGCUCGGCUUUCACCUCCCAGGCCGGGUACCCCGCCUCAGCCCUGGCCCCCCAUGCUGCAUACACCGGGCCAGCCUUCAACAGCCCCCGGGACUUCUUGUUCCGCGGCCGGGGGUUCGCAGAGGGUGCCGGGGCAGCGGGAGGGGGUCAGCACGGCUUGUUUGGGCCCCCAGCCAGCAGCCUGCACCACCACCCCCAUCACCACCAGCUGUCCCACGGAGAGCACCCCCAGAGCCACCUGCUGUUCCCCGGGAUCCACGAGCAACAUGCAGCCGCUACACAGAGCCCCCUGGGCGGCCAGAUGAGGCUGGGUCUGCCUGGGGAGGUGUUCGGCAGGACUGAGCAGUAUCGGCAGGUCACCAGCCCCAGGGGGGACCCCUACACCGCAGCCCAGCUCCACAACCAGUACGGCCCCAUGAACAUGGGCAUGAACAUGGCUGCCCACCACCAUCACCACCACCACCACCACCCGGGGGCCUUCUUCAGGUACAUGAGGCAACAGUGCAUCAAGCAGGAGCUCAUCUGCAAGUGGAUUGACCCCGAGCAGCUCAGUAACCCCAAGAAAAGCUGCAACAAGACUUUUAGCACAAUGCAUGAGCUGGUCACCCAUGUGUCUGUGGAGCAUGUUGGGGGCCCCGAGCAGAGCAACCAUAUCUGCUUCUGGGAGGAGUGCACCAGAGAGGGCAAGCCCUUCAAAGCCAAAUACAAACUGGUUAACCACAUCAGAGUGCACACUGGAGAGAAACCUUUCCCAUGCCCCUUUCCUGGAUGUGGCAAGGUCUUUGCCAGGUCAGAAAACCUUAAAAUCCACAAAAGGACUCACACAGGUAGGUGUCCUUCUAUUGCCCUUUUCUAGGGGGGAGGAGGGAGGGGGUAGGGGAACACCAGCCUCAGAAAUGUGAAUGGUUUUUGUCUUACUCUCUUGGUAAAAUGUCUGGCUUAAUCUUCCAUCUGCUUCUGGGCUACUCUAUGUACCCCAAAUAUUCCCUGCUAAAUGUCAUGUGAUGUGCUCUGCAUGUAUUUACAUGACUGUAAUGGACUCGGUGUUACAAGCCUGUUAGUGUUUGCUAUUGUCUAAGUUCUUUGGAAAGAGCUCAGAUGUUCAAUUGUGACCGUUUAGUUUGACGUGUAGUUUUCCUAGUAUUUAAAAAUAAAGAAAAAUGAAUUUUAAAAAGACUUCCCAAAAUAGCUCGAUGUACUACUUGUUCAUCUGCAUCCAAACUUCAGCGUUAGUAGUGACAUUACUUUAUUACAUUAUGAUGCACAAUGUACCAAAAAUUGAUACAUUGCCGCUAAGUUAAAAUGCCACUGAUUGUAUUUUUAUUGAGCUUACAUCUUCCCAAUUUUUAUUCAUUUUUUUUUUCUCUUCACUAACUAAUAAAAAAUAAAACAUUUAAGACCCUUCCACAUUUUUAGCACGGCAACUAUAAAUAUUUGGGAGGAUGUGAGGCCCACUUAAUGGUGUGUGUGUGUUGGGACUGAAUUCAGGUGCUAGACGAGAUUUAACAAGGUUUAAAAUUAAAAGCAUUUCUUUGCACGGAAAGUCGGCAUUAAACUCCUGUAUGUGAACAGAUGUCUCUUUUAUAAACAAUUUAGGUGCUAAUGGAAUUUAAUGCUAAGUGGAUUCCCUCCAAAUGGAGGAUAUUUGAGUGAUCACACCUCUAAAUUGCUCCAAACAGCAUAACAUUUGGAUAUAUGGUGACUGGGGGAAGGGACAGGCUGUGAAAAGCAAAUGAAUGCUUUUUAAAUGUAUUUGCCCCUUUUUUUCUUUACAAGCUGCUUGUUUACUCCACCUGUGUGAAUAAGCCUAACAAUCGUUCCUGACUAGUUUGCAAAUGAACGACAAUUUACAUGUCUUUCCCCGGGGCACAGACAAAAAGCCAUUAAAAUCCAGCCUUGACAAUGUUUCGUUUGGUUUUGUUGUGGGUUUUUUUUUGGGUCUUGAGAACCCGCUGCAAUCUAGCUAUGUGAAUUCUCUAAAGUACGAAUAGAAUAGUUUAAUUUAACGAAGACCGUAAUUGGAACAUUGCUUCUAGUGAUCAGUUUGGUGGUAGCCAUUGUUUUUCCCAUGGAUUGGUCUCAUUAUUUUUCUUUCCCUUGUAUCCAGGAGAGAAGCCUUUCCAGUGCGAAUUUGAAGGAUGCGAUAGACGCUUCGCUAACAGUAGCGAUAGGAAGAAACACAUGCAUGUCCAUACCUCGGACAAGCCCUAUCUGUGCAAGAUGUGUGACAAGUCCUACACCCACCCCAGCUCCCUGAGGAAGCAUAUGAAGGUAAGAAAGGUCGCAACACUUCCCUGCACGUUUGGCAGGCUGGACUGCUGAGAGUUUUAGUUAAAGCUGAAUAUAUAUAUUUCUCAUUUUUAGCCGCUUUUAAUAUUUGCUUUAAGUGGUUUUAAUGUGUAUCUAUCUUUAUAGAAUUACACUGUGUAUUUAUCUACAUCAUCCAGAAAUAAACGUCAUGUUUGUUUUCCCACGAAUAAUGGACAUUAAUGACCAUCAGGGCUUGUCAAAAAUAUUUUUCCUCCUUCGCUGUGUGCAGUUAUACGUCGGUGGUUAUAAUUUUAAUGCGCUGUGUGCACUAGUACCCUUUGCCUUACAAUUUUUUAUAAUUUAAAAAAAAAAAAAAAAAAUAUUUUAAAGAAAAGUUUAAAAAAUAUAUUUUCAAACAGUAUGUCUGUGUAAAAACUGGUUCAUGCAUUGUCUAGUGAAUAAAUCUAAAAGUACGUACAGUACACAGACUGGUGAAUUGAAAACCAAAUUGCCAAAUCGAGGCUAAAAUAGACAAACUUUGACUAAUUUGGGUAAACUUUCCAGAUCGUGUAUUUUUUUUUUUUCUUGCAAUAUGAUUUAGAUUUAGAUUUGAAUGCGCUGCAAUUCUAAAUUUACAUCUAUAUAUAUAUAUAUAUAUAUAUAUAUAUAUAUAUAUAUAUAUAUAUAUAUAUAUAUAUAUAUAUUUUUUUUUUUAUUCUACAUUUUCCUCUUUAACACGUAGGAAUUAUUUUAUUUCUGUGGUAAUGGGUAGGCGUUUGGUUUAUUUAUUUUUCAUCCCUAGAUUGCCUUUUUAAAUACAUUUCUGAUCACUAAAUUUUUUUUUUUUUUUUUCCCUCUUUUCCAUAGGUCCACGAGUCCUCUCCACAAGGCUCCGAGUCGUCACCCGCUGCCAGCUCUGGCUAUGAGUCUUCAACUCCCCCAGGUCUGGUGUCCCCAAACACUGAAACACAGAGCACUAACCUGUCCCCAGCCAGCGCCGCAGUGAAUGUUGUACACAGUGUAUCCAAUGGGCCUGGGGGAGCUCUAUCUUCAAAUUUCAAUGAAUGGUACGUCUAGGGGCCCUUGCAUGGCUUCUUCAGGACUCUAUAGGCCACCAGAGACAUUGCAGGACUCACCACUGAGCAGAUAUAGACCCUGGGCUUGUAAGAGUUCUUUGGGGAUUUGUGAAAAGCACACACAUACACACACACCAGCAGAGUGCUAAAAAACACAAUGUACAGUGACCAAGAGGAUGCAGGAACAGAGCUCAAGCAAAUGGUUAUUUAUCCCUCUUCCUUCUAAAAUGAAAAGUCUGAUUUGUAAUCUAGCUACGUACCUACCUAUCUACCCUAACAUGUUCUCAUUACAUGAACAUGGGUUGAAGUGACUUUAAUCUGGACCUCUUGCAAUGUAUGUCUCAUUCCUUUGUACAUAGGACUCUGCAUAACAAGGGAUGGGUUUUCUUUCUUUAAAGACAUCAAUUGGGGGGAGGGGAGGUGGAAGAGUUAAAAUUUCCCCUUUUUUAUGUUUUUUUUUUUUUUUCCAAUUUUUAUUUUAUUUUUUUAUUGUGAUCUUUACGUAUUGUCCUACUUUUUUUUUUGUUUGUUUGUUUGUUUUUUUUUGUUUUGUUUUAUUAACGAAACUUGAUUGUAAUUUUCAUGCAGCUGGGCUGGGAAACAAUAAAACUCUGUGCCAAAGUCUCUACUGUUUGUCUAAACUAUAACAGGCGUUCACUUAUACACCAGGCUCGUGAAUGUACUUUAUUUCUGUUAACUGGGGAGGGGAGGGGGUGUCCAUGUGCUGUUUUUUGUGCUUUUUGCAAGUUCGAUUUACUCUUAAUGUUUAAAAAGACCGCUGGGAGGGGGAAUGUAAUCGUUGUGCAGUCUGCUUCUUCCCAUAACAUCAGCCUUUCUCCUGUAAAUAGCCCUUUUACCAUAUUUAUCCAUUUGUAAUUAAAUUAUGAUAUUAACUUACUACAGAGGAAAC
Pelobates cultripes (western spadefoot toad) is the source of this 5068-nucleotide messenger RNA. The record is from the annotation of a GenBank genome assembly. NCBI's taxonomy places the organism in Eukaryota, Metazoa, Chordata, Amphibia, Anura, Pelobatidae.